This is a messenger RNA of Humulus lupulus (European hop), 369 nucleotides long. RefSeq lists its product as uncharacterized. Bases 1 to 369 code for a protein of 122 amino acids. The transcript has a single exon. The record is from RefSeq and is a predicted model, not a curated record. NCBI's taxonomy places the organism in Eukaryota, Viridiplantae, Streptophyta, Magnoliopsida, Rosales, Cannabaceae.
AUGGCAUCAGCGGGAGAGAAAAGAUUGUUGCAGUUGAAUGAGCUAAAGGAGCUCAGGAAUGAGGCAUAUGAGAAUGCCAAAAUUUACGAGGAACGGACUAAGAUGUGGCAUGAGAAGAACCUGGUUCGGAAGGAAUUUCAACCGGGUCAGCAAGUAUUACUAUUUAAUUCAAGGUUGAAAUUGUUUCCAGGCAAGCUAAAAUCGAGGUGGUCCGGACCUUACACUGUUGUUAAAGUAUUCCCUUAUGGCUCAGUUGAGGUAGCUAGUGAGAAGACUGGUAAUUUUAAGGUGAAUGGACAAAGAUUGAAGCCCUACUUGGGUGGUCAUUUUGAGCAGGCCAAAUCUGUCAUCCUCUUGUCGUCGCAUUGA